Molecule: messenger RNA, 678 nt
Organism: Acanthosepion pharaonis
Lineage: Eukaryota; Metazoa; Mollusca; Cephalopoda; Sepiida; Sepiidae
Source: the annotation of a GenBank genome assembly
AUGCCUCCCAUUACGAGGGCCUACACUACAGCAUGUGUCCUCACCACAAUUGCAGUGAAACUGGACAUUAUAACACCAUUCCAGUUAUAUUUCAAUCCAGAUUUGAUUUUUAAGAAAUAUCAUAUCUGGCGGCUUGUUACAAACUUCAUGUAUUUUGGACCAAUAGGAUUUAAUUUUAUUUUUAAUAUAAUCUUUGCCUAUCGUUAUUGUCGUAUGCUGGAAGAAGGUUCCUUUCGUGGCCGCACAUCUGAUUUCUUUUUCAUGUUCCUCUUUGGAGGUUUUAUCAUGAUUCUCAUCACCAUCCUCAUAGGUAAUAUUGCUUUCCUUGGUAAUGCUUUCACCAUAAUGCUUGUGUACAUUUGGAGCCGAAGAAAUCCCUAUGUUAGGAUGAACUUCUUUGGACUGCUCAACUUUCAGGCUCCAUAUCUACCUUGGGUGUUGCUUGCUUUCUCUCUACUGCUGGGUAACUCUGUUGCUGUUGAUCUCAUGGGAAUCCUUGUCGGCCAUUUGUAUUAUUACCUUGAAGAUGUUUUUCCCCACCAAGUGGGUGGGUUCAAGAUUUUGCGAACUCCACAAUUCCUCAAAACCAUAAUGGAUGCAGCCCCAGAGGAUCCCAACUAUCAGCCACUCCCUGAAGACCGACCUGGAGGAUUUAAUUGGGGCAACCAACCUCAAUGA